Sceloporus undulatus (fence lizard) is the source of this 3180-nucleotide messenger RNA. Its product is annotated as zinc finger protein 576-like. The transcript is spliced from 2 exons. The coding region runs from base 220 to 1209 and encodes 329 amino acids. Lineage: Eukaryota; Metazoa; Chordata; Lepidosauria; Squamata; Phrynosomatidae. Gene Ontology annotation, biological process: regulation of transcription by RNA polymerase II. The record is from RefSeq and is a predicted model, not a curated record. Gene Ontology annotation, molecular function: DNA-binding transcription factor activity, RNA polymerase II-specific; RNA polymerase II cis-regulatory region sequence-specific DNA binding.
ACCCGGCCUGGCUCCGCAGAGCCCCCGAAGCCGCCUCCACCUCCUCGCGGUGCUCCUUCGGCCCUGGGCACACUCUCGACCCACUCCUGUCGGCCCAGCGGGUGUAGCCCAACGCAGACCGGCCUCGCCAGGCGCCUCGAGGAGCCAGGGAUGCUCCGGGGGUUCCGGCCCUUCCUCCUCCGUCCAGCGCUGGACUGGGCUUCCUGAGGGACUAGCCUGAUGCGCAGAAGGCCGCCCGGGUCCUCCGGCGAAGUCAUUGGCCGGCGCUUAGGAAGGGGGCGUGGCCGACUCCCUGGCAGAAGGACCCCGUCUCGCGCAGUUCCUGGGCUGCCCUGGCAGCGCCUGACAGGAACCGGGGCCUUCGCAGGAGGCCUCGCCCGGGAGCAGGGAGCCUUCCUUGGCGGCCGGCGGGGCUCCGGCGCGUCCCCCGGAGAGAGGCAGCGAGGGGCUCGGCCAGGAGGGGCGCCUCCCCGCAGGCGGCUCUCGGGCACCUUCCUCCCGGAAAUGGCCGGAGGGGGCCUUGGCGAAGGGCCCCGGAAAUGGGGCUGGCUGCGUCGGAGCGAGGCCCUCCUCGGACCUCGGAGGCAUGGCGGAGCCUGCCCCGGCCGCGCGGCCGCUCCCGAAGGUUCCGCAGGAGGAAGGGGGUCCUCCGGCCCCGGCCCCUCCACACCCCGGCCCCGGCGGCAGCAUCCUCUCCUUGGGGCCAACCAGUGCUUCCACUGCCUGAUCACUUUCCCGGACGAGAAGUUCAAGGAGCGGCACAUGAAGCGGGAGCAUCCGGAGGACUUUGUUCAGGCCACCCUGCGCGACGCCCUCUUUGUCUGCUUUGUCUGCAACAAGGCCUUUGGCAGCUCUCGCACCCUCAUCUGCCACCAGCGCGCUCAUGCGCCAGCCCCGCCCUCGGACUGCGCCGACUGCCUGCGCCCCACUUUCGACUGCACUGACUGCGGCCGCCGCUUCGGGCAACUGGCCAACUACCAGCGCCACCGCCUGGGCCACGCUGCCGGCCGGAGCCUGCCCCACCAGUGCCCCGAGUGCGGCAAGAGCUUCCGGCAGCUGUCCAAUUUGCGGCGGCACCAGGCUUUCCACCAGCAGACCCAGGAGCUGCUGCCUUCCCGGCCCUAUUCCUGCAUGGAGUGUGGGGAGAACUUCAGCCAGGAGGCAGGCCUGCACCAGCACUACAUCCUCCAUGCCCGGGGGGAGCUCUAGCCAGAGGACUGGCCCUGCGUGUCCUGGCCCUCUGGGUCCGAUGAAGGCCAGGGGAGGCGCGAAGGCAGAAGAUGGGAAGGAUGGGGGCUUGGCAGGGUGGGGCUCCUUAGGAAAUGGAGGGAAGACAGCAGAUUUGGCCUCCCUUGCCUGGGGAGAGGCAGGGCUCCUGCCUCGUGGCCUGAGAAUAUCUGUCCAGUGGGAAGAGCAAGGGCUUCUCCCACACGCUGCUUUUCUUAGGCAAUGCUCUCUUCUGCAGCGCUCUCUCACAGGCUCUGUUGGCAGUAGGGCUCAGUGCUGCAAAAGCCAGCUGCUUGGCAACAAAGUGGGCUGGAAGGCAGCAAUCUGAUCUGCUUGAGGACACAAAGCUCGGGGCUGCAACAGGUUUGUGGUAGUGCAGAGCAGCUGGGAGUGUUCCUGGUGCUCAUGCAGGAGGCAAGGGUUGCUGGGUGGCAAUCCUUGGAGCCACAAGAUGGUGAGACAGGUUUGGGGUGCUUUGCUGAGAUGUUGUGCUUUUGCAGUAGCUUUCCCAAAGUGGGCAACUGCUACUGGUUGGUGGGCUGCAUCAUUUGCUGUGAGGUCCAGGAAGGCUGGGGUCCUCACCUCCAUUUUUGGUCACUUCCUAUUUGGGAGAAAAUAUUUUAAGGCCCAAAAACACAAAAGCCUCUCCCCCAAUGGGGUGAGCGGUGGCUUUUCGAGGGAGCACAGUUGGUCAUUUGGGGGCAGUUUUUGAAUCCCAUUUUUAAGGGGUAGUGGAAGGACUUUGAGGCAUUGUGUGCAGCUAUAAAGCCUACUUUGUCCAUCCUAGGGUCACUGAAAAGGGACUGCAUGCCUACCUACAUUGAUGCAGCUUGCCUUCCACAGAGUUCUCCAUCUUAUAAGAUUCAGAGGUGUUUGAAGAAUUAUAAAAGUGUGGCCAGCUUUAAAGAGAAGCUUUAUAUCAGCCUGUGUCUCCGAUUUGGAGGCUUUGAAUUGCCGCUUUCAGCCAUGAGGAUCCCAGAAUAACCUGCAGUGAAGUCAGGGAGCAACAGACUGCCAACUUCUGAAGUGAUCUGUCCAAGACAAUCCUGUGAUAGGUUUUCCUUGGGGUUACCAUAAGUUGGAUAAGUUGAAAGGCACACAACAGCUACACGUUUCCAUAUUGGUCUUGUUUAUUCAGAUGUCCAAACUUCCUUUGAUGACACCGGGAACUCCACUGCCCAGCUCUCGCUAUGGCAUCAUGCCACAGUGGAUAUCUUGAGUAUUUAGAAAGCCAAGGAAUCCCAGGAUUCAUAGCUGAGUCUGGCAGCACACUUGAAAAGUGAGUCACCACACCAAACUCUUCCAGGAGAGGAAUUUGCUCUUUCUUCCUGGCCAGAAAAGGGCUCUGGAGGGGAAAGAGAGAGCCACACAAAUAGAUGGGGGGUGCAUUUGCCCAUCUCUCUCGGAAAGGUAAGAUGCUUUCCAAAAGUGUAACCUGUACCUAUUUCCUGGGUCCUCCUGAAAAGUCAACAGCCAGUUUAUGUGAGAAACGUGUGAGGGCCAGGAGCAAAACAAGGCCUGUGUUUGCAGCUCAUUAUGGGGAGUGUUAAUAUUCUAUGCUGGAGGGCUCCUACCCCCGCAUUAAAUGCAUAGCGAUGAAAUUUUGGCCAAAUAAGAACAUUCUGUUUGUCUCCAUUCAGUUGGUCUUGCUCUCUGUGCUGGACUCUUCUGGCACAUUCCAUGGGUUAUGGCUCAGCCACUGUGGAUGUGCUGGCCAGCAGAACGCUGGCACUGUGCUGCCUAGCGGGCAUCACUGCUCAUCUUCCACUCAUAGAGCCAGUCUUGACCAAAAGUGUUGCAUUUUGCUUCUCCAGAAAGGAACAUGCGCAUGUUCGUCUGGGCUUUGGUAGCGCCUCCUUCCUGCCAGAUGGAGGUUCUUGAAAAGUGAGACCAUUCACCUUUGAGAUGAAUCAAUGUUUAUUUCAAAAUGAAAUAACAAAACUUAGGUAUUUA